AAUAAGUCUAUUUUAGAUUUCCUUUGUUCCGGGAAUGAGGAGAGGAGAGGGGGCGUGGCCUGUGGUUGUUCUAUUCGAAACAGGAAGUCGCGCGCAGCAGCUACGCCAUUUCAGUAUGCAGCUCUCGAAGCUACGCCAUUUCGACUCAAACUCUUGGCUCGUCCGUUGUAGCACUUCAACUUUUCGACGAAGUUGUUCUUGUUUCGUGAAAACGAAUCUGUGAAUCUCGGAGCAUUUUCACUGGCUGAGCAGUUAUUCAGUUAGGUGAGCUUAGAUUUGGAAGAAGCUUCUUUUUAAGCGAAAAGGAAGCCAUUUUGGACGCUUCGUAUCUCAUGUAUCCUCCGUCCAGCAGUUUUGAAAUGAUGUUGGGGGAAACGCUCGGUGUUGAACCGAGCCUGGAUAACGUCGAGAACAACGAACCGACUCGACUCAUUUCCUGCGGAAACCUGAACAAGUCCACAACCAGACGAACUCUGCUGAAGAAAGGAGGACACCGGGUCCGUUUACAGAGCAGAAAUGCCCAUAAACAGAUGGUGGUGAUGAGGAAUAACCCGACACGUUUAACCGACGUCAACAACAACAACAAUAACAACAACAGCAGCAGCGAUGUUAACCCCACGUCACCGAGUAAUAACAACACCGAGCAUCCGGCCAGCAGAACUGCACCGAGUGGCUCGACACACUUAAAAACAACAUCCAAGAAGGAGCUGCUGAAAUCAAAAACAGGAAGAGGAGAAAGAGGAAGCCAGCCGAGUAGGCCGUCUCUACACAGCACAGACAAACACGAGCCGUUCGUGCCGAACCUGAACGCACGUUCUCAAAAGAGCAAGCAUGCCAAAUGCGAGAACAGGGAUCGGAAGAGGCCUUUGAGCUCAGCGAACGCUCCAAGAAGCGUGAAUGGAGACCUCUCAUCUGAGGAUAAUCUUAAAGAUACAGAGAAGACCUACGCUGGAGCAAAGUUCAGCGAGCCACCUUCACCGAGUGUGUUGCCCAAGCCACCGAGCCACUGGGUGGGUGAAAACGGCCUCAAACAUUCCGACAGCAGCCGGGAGAAGAUGUCUGUACAUCUAAAAACCAUAUUGAAAGUCCAGUCCAAGCCAUGACUCCAAUUACAAAAACACCACCACCACCAAAAACAACAAACCCUUGGAUCUUUCAGUUGCUGUGUAAACACCUUCACAGCAGGAAAAAAUUAGGCAUUGGAUUCUCAGGCAAAAGAGAAUUUGUCCUCCAGGAAGUCAGGACAAAAAAAUAUUGGAAGCUUGUUGCAACAAGUGUUGAGUUUUGAUUGCAAUAUUAAAAAUAUCUUGCUUUUUUUCCUUUAGAAAGAGACCUUUUUUUUUUUAUUAAACUUGUGUAAAUGUAAAUACUGUAAGACAUGUAAUAUAUAUGUGUAUAUUUUUGGAUGUUAUUUUAACCGAAGAGUAAAUCUAGUUUUGUUACUGAAGCUUAUGAUUUCCCUUAUGAUCUGAUGGUAUGCUCUUCACAAGUGUACUGAUUGAGGCACAGCGAGCCAUCUCGGGACACGCGUUACAUGUAAAAGGUUUGCAUCGUUUUGCACAAGACUGAAAAACCAAACCGGGUCCCUUUCAAGAUGUGAGAAUAAACUAGUGUGCGCUGCUACGGCUGAACGCAUCUUCGCUGUCAUGGACUGUCCUGGACAGGGAUGCAGGUAAUAAAAGGGAGAGGAAGUUGAAAACGUAAGGACUGUGUUGUAUGAGGAACACUGCCUACAACUGAAGCAAAUGGACAAAUCGCAAACUGCACUUAUGAAAACAAUUGAUUUUGUUCUAUCAGUCUACAAGCACCAGUCCUUCUGGUAAUGGACAAUUUUUUUUUCUUUCAUUCUGUAGCAUUUGCCUGGUUUAUUACAUUAAGAAUGUUGUAUUUUGACAUGAAAUGAUGUUUACUAUGAGAGGUUUUGUGGUUGACAUGUUUACAUGUCUGUGGAGAAAAGCCAGGCAUCUACCAUCUUUUUUUCCCCCUUUUGACUAAACAUUCAUUAAACCCAAGAUAUUUUUUAUAUUCGCACAAAUCCAACACAUUUUGUUGCAACACUUUUUAAUAAUAUUUGGCCUGUUUUUUUAAAAGUACAAAAGUAACUUGUAGCCCCAUUUAUUAAAUUGGUCUGAUAAACGUUAUGAACGUUUUUAAUUAAAAGCACUGAAAUAAAGAAUUCGGCCAUCCCCUUUA
Neoarius graeffei (lesser salmon catfish) is the source of this 2193-nucleotide messenger RNA. It is a transcript of the gene pnrc1, whose product is annotated as proline-rich nuclear receptor coactivator 1. Gene Ontology annotation, biological process: nuclear-transcribed mRNA catabolic process, nonsense-mediated decay. NCBI's taxonomy places the organism in Eukaryota, Metazoa, Chordata, Actinopteri, Siluriformes, Ariidae. Bases 333 to 1103 code for a protein of 256 amino acids. The transcript is spliced from 2 exons. Gene Ontology annotation, cellular component: nucleus; P-body. The record is from RefSeq and is a predicted model, not a curated record.